CCUCUGCCCGCAGGAGUCUGUUUUUGGACUAGUCAGGGGUAAACGCGCCUGGUGCGCGGCCAAGCAGCCCCUAAGAUCGACAAGGCGCAGUGCGGAAUGUGAAGCCGGGACCGCGAUGGAACCCGCAGCAAAAACCAAAAACCCACCCACCAGGCACAACGACAUGGCGGGAAAUCGUCACGACACACGACCACCUCAACCACCGCAGCGGCACGACGCAGGGCCCGCCGCCCCGUCUGCCGCCCCGUCUGCCGCGCCAGAUGGCAACAUGGACGACGUCGCCCAGGCCUGCAGGCGCGGCCUGAGCCUCCUCUCGGACCUCGCCGCCGAGGCCGUCGCCGCUCGGCCGGCCGUGGUCGGCGGGCCCGUCGAGAGGGCGAGGGCGAGGCUGCGGCGCUUGACCGCCGUUGGCGACGCGCUGGAGUCGUUGCCCGCCGCGGCCGAGUCUUUGGCGGCGCUCUUGGAGCUCUGCGAGACGGUGGGAAUGUCGGGCGCGAUGCUGGUGUCUGCUUCAGGGGCGGUAUCCGGCAGGGAAUGCGUUGUGCCUGUGCCUGUGCCUGUGUCUGUGCGUGAGGCGUCCUUGCGUCGCCGGAAAACACGGGCGGAUGGAAUUUUGGUUACAUCUACGCGCCCGGAGCGGGAGCGGGAGAAGGUCGUAGCGGCCGUGUCUGACGCGGUGGCAGAAUUGCGUGCCGUUGUGGGCGCCUUUUCCGGCGUCGAGUUCAUGCCCCUGUCAACCGCCGUCACCAUCCAGUCCCUGCUAGGUCGUCUGUCGGAGCUGGCGACUGCGAUGGGCCAUCUCGCCGGCGGAGCUGCAGUUCUCCUCUCUCCCAGCACGCCCCAUCCACGCACCACCGACGGCUACAUCCCCCGCGCGCCGUCGUCGUCCCUCGCCGCCUUGGCCCUGCAGGUCCAGCACGUGCACCACCCAUUCCAAGCCCUCGGCGCCCCGCCCCCCACCACCUGCCGCUCCGCACCCGACAGCGCCCUGAGCGUCGGGACGCUCCGCCUCUGGACGGACUGCAAGGCGGUCACCCUCGCCGGCGGCUGCUGCGGCGGGUACCGAUCGACGGCGCUGCUGCUCGCGGCCGCGCUCCUCCUCAACCACGCGCGCCGCGUGCUGCUGCCGUGGCUCGGCGCCUACGUCCACGCGCACCCGGUCGAGUCGCUGCGCGUCGCGCGCUCGCGGCCCGACCUGCUCGUCGAGGAGACGCUGGCCGCCACGGACGGCGCGGCCGUGGCCUUUAUGUACUGCCAGCGCGCCGCCUUUGACGCCGCGGGCGCCUUCCUGAUGGCCCGGUACCGCAGGACCGGUGCUAGUGCUGCGGCCGCUGCGAGCAAUAACAACAACAACAACAACAA
Gaeumannomyces tritici R3-111a-1 is the source of this 1362-nucleotide messenger RNA. RefSeq lists its product as hypothetical. The transcript is spliced from 2 exons. NCBI's taxonomy places the organism in Eukaryota, Fungi, Ascomycota, Sordariomycetes, Magnaporthales, Magnaporthaceae. The record is from RefSeq and is a predicted model, not a curated record. The annotation marks the transcript as partial.